CGAGAAUCCUGUCUAGUCAUUAAUAGAAACCGUUAUACCUCGUACCAUACGAGUACCUACAGUACAUACACAGAACAGAACCCCAGUAACUUAUCCCUCUAAUUAGUUACUGUUACUGUCUUGUCUCUCUCGCCCUCCCUCUCGUUCCAUUCCAUUCUGCUUCUUCCUUGCCCCCUUCGGAUCUUUCCUAAACCUGCAAGGCCUUUCCUAGCUUUCCAUCUAGGUAUCUCUCUUUUCGUCAUCGCGCUACUUCUUGCCUCCACCGCUCCCGACUCCGAAAGUUUUCCUAUAAACUCCCCUCGAAGCCUCUGAGAUACGGAUUCGCGACUGCCCAUCCACUCUUGCAAUCUCACUACAAGCAAUCUGCUCCAGCUACCUACAUUGCUCACACCACCCACUACGACUACCUUCCCUCCAAUUUUUGCCCUUCCAAACCUUCAAUUCACAAUGGCCUACUCUGCCUACCAGCCCAAAGUCAGGGUCCAGAAGCCUGCUCCCCAAUUCUCUGGCCCCUCCGUCGUUGAUGGCACCAUCGAAGAGCUCAGCAUCUCGUCCUACUCCAACAACAAGCAAUGGCUCGUCCUCGGCUUCAUUCCCAUGGCUUGGACCUUCGUCUGCCCCACUGAGAUCAUCGCCUUCAGCGACCGCGCUGCCGACUUCGCUGCCCGUGGCGCCUCUGUCGUCUUCGCCAGCACAGAUAGCGAGUACAGCUUGUUGGCCUGGACCAACGCCAGCCGACGUGACGGAGGUCUCGGCCAGAUCAACAUCCCUCUCUUGAGCGACAAGAACCAUCAGUUGAGCAAGGACUACGGCGUCUUGAUCGAGGAGGAGGGAAUCGCGCUCCGCGGUCUCUUCUUGAUCGACCCCAACGGUGUCGUACGACAGAUUACCAUCAACGAUCUUCCCGUUGGCCGUAGCGUUGACGAGACCCUCCGUCUCAUCGAUGCCUUCCAGUUCACUGACAAGUAUGGCGAGGUCUGCCCCGCCAACUGGAACCCCGGUGAGGCUACCAUCAAGGCCACUCCCGAUGGCAUCAAGGCCUACCACACCAACAACCCUACCUCCUCUGACACCAAGAUGGCUGGCGCCACCUCCAACGGGACCCAUUGAUUUUCGUCUCGAAUAUGUAAUGGACCCACCUCAACAUCGUUCGAGCUGGGUGUAAAAUGAGCGAUAAGGUUCGAUGUGGAUUCCGCUACAACGGGAGAGGGACAUGACUCCCCUCUCGAGGAGAG
Aaosphaeria arxii CBS 175.79 is the source of this 1235-nucleotide messenger RNA. RefSeq names its product thioredoxin-like protein. Gene Ontology annotation, molecular function: thioredoxin peroxidase activity. Lineage: Eukaryota; Fungi; Ascomycota; Dothideomycetes; Pleosporales. The transcript is spliced from 5 exons. The record is from RefSeq and is a predicted model, not a curated record. Gene Ontology annotation, cellular component: cytosol. Gene Ontology annotation, biological process: cell redox homeostasis; hydrogen peroxide catabolic process; cellular response to stress. The coding region runs from base 448 to 1110 and encodes 220 amino acids.